CAACCAAACGACAUUUGAAGCGAUAGAAUCUUCGCUUUUAUCUCUCGAUUUUCAAUGAACCCUAUCAACUGUAACUGCGAUCUACGAUGGUUACGUGAUUGGAUGAGUGGACAUAUUGACGUCAUUGACGAGAACCGAACCGUCUGUUCAUCGGCCUCUUUAGAGCCUCUUCGCGGGAAACCUUUGCUUGAUUUUGAUCCCAAUACACUUUGUGGACUUAACAUUGCUCUUGUAUGCUUGACUCCUCUCGCCGGCAUUUUCUUGAUUGUCGUUGUCGCAGUCCUUUAUCACAACCGAUGGCAGUUAAAGUACAAACUCUUUCUCUUGAAACUAAUGGUAAUUGGAUAUAAAGAGAUGCGAGAUGCUCGGGACCACGUCGACUACGAGUUUGACUUGAAUAUCAUCUUCUACGAUGACGACGAAGAAUGGGUUCGUCAACAACUCCAACCAGCUCUGGAAGAAUGGCUUCCGCAGUUCGAGAGGAAUGUCAUUGGUGAUCAAGACCUCGUCAUUGGUAUGCACUAUCUGGAAGCCGUCGACUACGUGGUGACCCAUAGUUACAAAACGCUCAUUCUACUCAGCAGAGCGGCUGUGCACGAUCGCUGGUUUAUGCUCAAACUCCGCACCGCCAUGGACCAUGUGAGCGACACCGAGACCGAAUUCGUAGUCGUGGUCUUUCUCGAAGACAUCCCUGACGAGGAGAUACCAUAUUUGGCAAGGUUAUAUUUAAGUGACGGUAGACCCUACCUACAUUGGACCGAGGACGUGAGAGGACUCGCUUUUUUCUGGAAUAAACUGGUAAAAAGUCUCACCAUUAAUCUCAGGACCAAUGACUUGAUCCCCAACGAGUAGUAACGGUCUGACUUAUUUUCGGGAUAGUGUGUUCCAUUCUACACUACUGUCCACAUCUCAGAGUUUAGUAUAUCUGAUUUAUGUAUUAAGCUAAGAGCACUUAUGUCUACUGGAGCUUGGAUCAGACUAAAUAUGAAGUGGCAAACACACUUGAUGUCCAUUUAUAUUCAGAAAUCCAUAAUAUGUGGUCAUGCAUUAAUUAUGAUACACUAAAUAGCGAAAUACCCUGGUUUUGCUCUUGUGCAGUAUACCGGUUGAGGGAAGAAAUAGCAACAAAUACAUCUUCAUGUUACUCUAUACACACUGAGAAAUAAAAGGUAUUCUUUUGGGCAUAUUAUUUGUAAGGUAUU
Molecule: messenger RNA, 1202 nt
Organism: Strongylocentrotus purpuratus (purple sea urchin)
Lineage: Eukaryota; Metazoa; Echinodermata; Echinoidea; Camarodonta; Strongylocentrotidae
Product: toll-like receptor 13
Exons: 1
Coding region: 55-852 (265 amino acids)
Biological process (GO): signal transduction
Source: RefSeq, a predicted model, not a curated record